Microcebus murinus (gray mouse lemur) is the source of this 3550-nucleotide messenger RNA. The record is from RefSeq and is a predicted model, not a curated record. Lineage: Eukaryota; Metazoa; Chordata; Mammalia; Primates; Cheirogaleidae.
CAUGUCCUGGGGGCUAGGCCUCCCCACAGUGUGGCUCUGGAAGCCUCCUCGGCGAUCUGCUGUUUAGACAUGAACAGACCUAGUGUGCAGUGUGGCACUACUAAGGAGAGCUGAGCCCACCAGGGCCUCCUCAGGACACCAUGCCAUGGCCAGACAGCACUGGACAGCCGCAAGGCCACCUUGAGAGGCUCAUAGCCUGAGGGCAGGGUCACAGUGGCAGUGGCGGUACAACCGAUGCCACCAUGGUCGUGCCCGCUGUGCAGAGGGGAAGAUGAGGCCCGAGGGGGAGGGGCAUAUUCAAGGACGCAGGGCAUAGCCACACCCAGAGCACCGGCUCCUGGGAACCUGCGGGUGCAGGUGCGCGGUUCGGGGCUCCUGUCCUUGUGGCUCACCGGGGCGUUUGCAUGUUCCUGGGGUCGCUCCACUUCAAACCUGCUGGGCAAGAAAGACUUCCAAGGAAUCCCUCCAGCCCUGUGUGGGCCUCUGCAGGCCAACCCCAGCCCCCAGAAGGGAACCAGGGGCUCGCCGGCCACCCUCAGCAUCCUCGACAGACAGACAGCGUCAGGGAGUCCUGGUCCAACUCCGACGGAGCCUGUGAGCUUGGCUUUGAGGAUGGAGUCAGACGAGACACCCUCGCCUCUUCCAGGACCCAUCACUGCCCUGGGGAUGCCGGACACUGGGCCUGACAGCACCUCCCUGGGGAAACUCCGAGGGCUCCCCAUCGGGCCCCGGGCCCAUUGCAGGGACCCUCGUAGCCCGGCUGCAGCAGGGGGUGGCUCCCUAGACACCGGCUCUGCGGGGGAGCUGAGCAGUGGCACGAAGAUCCCUAACCGGGACAGCGGAAUCGACAGCCCCUCCUCCAGCGUGGCCGGGGAGAACUUCUCCUGCGAGGAGGCUGGCGAGGCCGGCUCAGGCCCCGGAGUGCUGGGGCUGCACCCUGAGAUAGCCCUGCACAGCCAGGUCCCACAGGGCACCCCCCAGGAGGAGGCCAACCCUGAAAACUCUCCCCUGAGGGCUGACAAGGAUGCCAGCCUGGCCCAGCGCUCUGACCCCCAGAAGCUGCUCCACAUUGCCCAGGAGCUCCUGCACACCGAGGAGACCUACGUGAAGCGGCUGCACCUGCUGGACCAGGUUUUCUGCACCCGGCUGACUGAAGCAGGGAUCCCUCCGGAAGUCACCACGGGCAUCUUCUCCAACAUCUCCUCCAUCCACCGUUUCCAUGGGCAGUUCCUGCUGCCUGAGCUGCAGACUCGGAUCACAGAGGAGUGGGACAGGAACCCCCGGGUAGGGGACAUCCUGCAGAAGCUGGCCCCAUUCCUGAAGAUGUACGGCGAGUAUGUCAAGAACUUCGACCGGGCCGUGGGGCUGGUGAGCACUUGGACCCAGCGCUCCCCACUGUUUAAAGACAUUGUCCACGGCAUCCAGCAGGAGGACGUGUGCGGGAACCUCACGCUGCAGCACCACAGCGUGAGCCCGUGCAGGGUCCCCCGGUACGAGCUGCUGCUGAAAUAUCUGAAGGGAGGCUCGGGGGACGCCCCAGACCGGAAGGAUGCGGAGCGUCGACUAACCCUGAAUCUUGCCGGCAGGGUCCUGGAGCUCAUCUCCACUGCCGCCAACCACUCCAACGCGGCCUUCCUCGGAAAAGUUGAGAAAAUGCACAAGCUCUUGGAGGUGUACGAGCAGCUGGGUGGGGAGGAGGACAUUGUCAACCCGGCCAAUGAGCUGAUCAAGGAGGGUCAUAUCCAGAAGCUGUCGGCCAAGAAUGGCACCACCCAGGACCGCCACCUCUUCCUGUUCAACAGCAUGAUCCUUUACUGCGUGCCCAAACUGCGGCUCAUGGGCCAGAAGUUCAGUGUCCGGGAGAAGAUGGACAUUUCAGGCCUCCAGGUGCAGGAUAUCAUCAAGCCAAAUGCAGCACAUACAUUCAUCCUAACAGGAAGAAAAAGGUCGCUGGAGCUGCAGACUCGGACGGAAGAAGAGAAGAAAGAAUGGAUUCAGAUCAUCCAGGCCACCAUCGAGAAGCACAAGCAGAACAGCCAGACCUUCAAGGCUUUCGGCAGCACCUUCAGCCAGGACGAGGACCCCAGCCCUCCUCUAGACAUGCCCGUGAGUAGCACCAGCUCCGGGGAGCCUGCGGUGACGGCCGAAGGCAGCGGGGCCGCGACAGGGCUCGAGCCCAGAAAACUAUCCUCCAAGACCAGGCGUGACAAGGAGAAGCAGAGCUGCAAGAGCUGCGCCGAGACCUUCAACUCCAUCACCAAGAGGAGGCACCACUGCAAGCUGUGCGGGGCGGUCAUCUGUGGGAAGUGCUCCGAGUUCAAGGCUGAGAACUGCAGGCAGAGCCGUGUCUGCAGAGAGUGUUUCCUCACACAGCCGGUGGCCCCCGAGAGCCCCAGCCCUGAGGCUUCAGCCGAGCCCAAGCAGAGCACAGAGAAGCCACCCACUGCAGACGCUUGGCCCAGCCUGCUCUGCGGCCCCCUGCGGCUGCUAGAAAGCAGUGAAGCCUGGAGCGAGGUGUGGGCUGCCAUCCCCACGUCAGCCCCCCACGUGCUGCACCUGCAGGGAGGUAGCCAGGACGGCCGGCUGCCUUGCACCAUCCCUCUCGCCAGCUGCACGGUGAGCGUGCCCGGCCCGGAGGAGAGGCCGGACGCAGGGCACGUGUGGAAGCUGCAGCAGGCCCAGCAGUCCUGGUACCUGAGCGCCCCCUCUGCAGAGCUGCAGCAGCAGUGGCUGGAGGCCCUGAGUGCUGCCAACCAAGGGGACACGGCUCGGGACAGCCCGGGGGCUCUGCAGCCCCAGGCCCCUGCAAGCACAGCUGCUCUGUGAGCUAAGCCUCCCACUGCCUUCACACCGCCACGCUGGGCCUGCGCUCUCCUGGGAGGUGGCUUCGGAGGUCACGUGAAGGGUGCCUGGAACUGCUGAUAGUGGGCUGACAGCCCAGAGCUCAGGGACUUGACCAUGGAGGAUCCCCUCUCUUCAGAGGGGAGGAAACUGAGGCCCAGAGAGAGGCAGCCACUUGCCCAAGGUCACCCAGCAAGUCUCAGGCAGGAGCCCAGCCUCCGGUGCCAGCCCCAGCAGUGUGGCUCAGAGCGGGGGACCGCAGGCCAACUGCCAAAGUCAACAGUAUUCAAGUGGGCUGCAUGGUGACACGGGCCCCCAAAGGCAGAAGGAGGUGACCUGGGCACCGCUCAGGGACAGCAACGUACUGCCCGGUCGACAGACGUCUACAGUGUGGUCCGCCCUGGCCUCUGCCCGUCCAUCUACACUGUGUAAACUGAAUCGUGACUCACUGCCCCGGGCUCCCCGUCCCUUCUCUGCCCCUCUCCUGAGGUCCUGCCUGCAGCCCUCCCGGGGGGGGGGGUGAGUGAUGGACAUGUGCCGUCCCGGCUGGACUCCUGGUUCCUGAAAAACCACACUCAGAAACUCUGCCUGGAGACUCACCCCAGCCACCAUGUGGCCAGUGUGAGAUUUGUGGCUGCCCCUUUGCAGGCAGCAUGCAGUACUUAUCUGCAUAAAUAAAUGCUGCCACCAGCAGGUGGCCACAGCCUUA